Molecule: messenger RNA, 1321 nt
Organism: Xenopus laevis (African clawed frog)
Lineage: Eukaryota; Metazoa; Chordata; Amphibia; Anura; Pipidae
Product: gastricsin
Exons: 9
Coding region: 64-1227 (387 amino acids)
Source: RefSeq, a predicted model, not a curated record
CAUUAUAAGAGAGGGAUUUUGUCUGUGGCUCCUAAAUCUGUCUGCAAGCAGUGUAACAGAAAGAUGAAGUGGGUGGUACUUGCUUUCAUCUGCCUUCAGCUGGCAGAGGGGCUUAUAAGAGUCCCCCUAAAAAGAUACAAGUCUGCCCGUGAUAUCAUGAGGGAAAAGGGCAUUCUAAAGGAAUUUAUGAAGACUCACAAGAGGGACCCAGCCUUAAAAUACCACUUCAACCAGAAAUAUGACUUUGCUGUGGCAUAUGAGCCCAUGUACAUGGAUACAUAUUAUUAUGGGGAGAUCAGCAUUGGAACGCCACCCCAAAACCUUUUGGUCCUAUUUGACACUGGCUCUUCCAACCUAUGGGUUCCAUCCGUCAACUGCCAAAGCGAGGCCUGCAGUAAUCACAACCUGUUUAACCCCAGCCAGUCCUCUACCUAUACAUCUAAUGGGCAGCAAUUCUCAAUGUCAUAUGGCAGCGGUAGCGUCACUGGUGUCUUUGGCUAUGAUACGGUGACAGUAAGUAAUGUUCAGGGACUCACUCUCACUAACCAAGAAUUUGGUUUGACCUACAGUGAGAGUGGCAGCAGUUUCUAUUACUCCAAGUUUGAUGGCAUUUUUGGUAUGGCCUAUCCUGCAAUGUCUGCAGGAGGAGCUACUACUGCCAUGCAGGGCAUGUUGCAGCAAAAUCUGCUCACUUACCCCAUAUUCAGUGUCUACAUGAGCAGUCAGUCUGGAGAAGUGAUCUUUGGUGGUGUUGAUAACAACUUGUAUUCAGGCCAAAUCCAGUGGUCUGCAGUCACCCAAGAGGUUUACUGGCAAAUUGGAAUUGAUGAGUUCUUAAUUAAUGGUCAGGCAACAGGAUGGUGCAGUCAGGGCUGCCAAGCCAUUGUAGAUACUGGAACCUCUCCCCUUACCAUCCCCCAGCAGUAUAUGGGGACACUGCUGCAGUACACUGGAGCACAGAAUAAUAAUGGAAUGUUUGUAGUGAAUUGCAACAAUGUUCAGAGCCUGCCUACCAUUACUUUUGUGAUAAAUGGAGUCCAGUUUCCAAUCCCUCCCUCAGCAUACAUAGUCCAGAACAACGGUUACUGCACUGUUGGAGUUGAAGAAACGUAUCUCCCAUCUCAGAAUGGCCAGCCAUUAUGGAUCCUGGGGGAUGUCUUCCUUCGACAAUACUAUUCUGUCUAUGAUAUGAGCAAUAAUAGAGUUGGCUUUGCUCAAGCAGCAUGAAGACGAGAAAAUAUGUUACCAUUUACUCACACAUGCACAAUGCCAAGUUAUGUUUAGCCCACAUAUAUGAAUCAAUAAAACAGUUUCAAAAACA